Telopea speciosissima is the source of this 1091-nucleotide messenger RNA. Its product is annotated as dTDP-4-dehydrorhamnose reductase. Lineage: Eukaryota; Viridiplantae; Streptophyta; Magnoliopsida; Proteales; Proteaceae. The transcript is spliced from 6 exons. The record is from RefSeq and is a predicted model, not a curated record. Bases 117 to 1070 code for a protein of 317 amino acids.
GUCAUUGCAUCAGAGAAUUGCAGCAGAAGGAAGGAGGGAGCACUAAUAUUAUUGUAUUACCCUCCUGCGUCUACACAAAGAAGAUAACAAGGCUUGGGAAAGCGGAGGGGGAAAAGAUGGAUCGGAAGAGAGUGUUAGUGGUGGGAGGGACAGGUUACCUGGGCCAACAUGUGUUGAAAGCAUUCUCAGAGAUGGAAAGAAAGCCUUACGAUCUCGCAUUCACCCACCGCUCUACUCCCCCUCAGUCCUUGCUCGAUGCCAUUUCUCCAUCUCUCGCUUUCCCUGUCGAUCUACAGACUGGCCAUGGGCUUGAAUCCAUCUCAUCUACCUUCGGUCAGCCUCAUGUGGUGGUCAAUUGUGCUGCGCUCUCAGUACCUCGUGUAUGUGAGAUGGACCCUGCUGCUGCUAUGGCUACCAAUGUACCUUCUUCUCUUGUAAAAUGGCUUUCUAGUUUCGGCCAGAGUGGUAGUCUUCUGAUCCAUUUAUCAACUGAUCAAGUUUAUGAAGGGCUUAAAUCCUUCUACAAGGAAGAUGAUGAAGCUGUUCCUGUAAAUGUCUAUGGGAAAUCAAAACUGGCAGCUGAGCAGUUUAUUUCUUCCAAUUGCUCGAACUUUGUGAUUCUGAGAAGUAGUAUUAUCUAUGGGCCUCAGACAAUUUCACCUGUUACAAAAUCUCUUCCAAUUCAGUGGAUUGAUAGUGUCCUCUGUAAGGGAGACAAAGUAGAAUUCUUUCAUGAUGAGUUCCGCUGUCCAGUUUAUGUCAAGGAUGUUGUGAAAACCAUCGUAGCUCUGACUAAGAGGUGGAUAUCAGAUUGUAGGCAAAUGCAAUUAGUUUUCAAUUUUGGUGGACCAGACAGGGUAUCUCGUCUGCAAAUGGCUGAAGCUGUUGCAAAUGUCAGGGGAUACAACACCUCAUUGAUCAAACCUGUUUCUGCAUCAUCGGUUAAUCGUGGCAUUAUUUCACCCGCUGACAUAUCUAUGGAUAUCAGCAGAUUGGUUCAGAUACUCAAUAUUAAUCCUGUUCCAUUCCAAGAUGGUGUCAGAUUGACUCUUGAUGUUGGACCGCCUUGAAAAUGAGAGGAUUAACGUUCU